Pieris rapae (cabbage white) is the source of this 693-nucleotide messenger RNA. RefSeq names its product putative sulfiredoxin (gene Srx). The transcript has 3 exons. The record is from RefSeq and is a predicted model, not a curated record. NCBI's taxonomy places the organism in Eukaryota, Metazoa, Arthropoda, Insecta, Lepidoptera, Pieridae. Gene Ontology annotation, cellular component: cytoplasm. The coding region runs from base 86 to 484 and encodes 132 amino acids. Gene Ontology annotation, biological process: cellular response to oxidative stress. Gene Ontology annotation, molecular function: sulfiredoxin activity.
AAAUUAGUCAUAACUCAGUCAACAAGUAAAUACGCUACUCGCCAGUCGAGUGAUAUCAAUGUGGCCCUGAAAACAUAACAUUGUUAUGAUAAAAUCGAUUACAGUAUUGACAAGUUCUGUGAUAGUGAAGAAUAUUCGUACACCCGUAAGAAUGGCGAGUAUACACAGUGCGUAUGUUGAAGAAAUACAUGAUGUACCGAUGUCAGUUAUAAUACGACCAUUUAUACCGGAAUUAGAUGAGAAGAAAGUUGAGUCACUUAUGGAAACUAUUCAGAAAGAAGAGGCCCAAGGUUUAGUUCCACCAAUAGAUGUGUUAUGGAUCGAGGGAAGUGAAGGCGGGAAUUAUUAUUAUAGUUUCGGGGGUUGUCACAGAUUUGCUGCCUAUAAACGACUUAGCCGUCCAACGAUACCAGCAAAGUUAAUAAGAUCCACAAUGAAUGAUCUACGCACGUAUUUAGGAAGUAGUACCCCUGAUCUUAAAUAAUUUUAAGUAUAAUUAGGAUUUCUAAUGCUAAAUAUGUAAUAGGAAUUUACUUUAUAGCUGUAGUUUUUUUUUGUAUUGUUUUGACAGAUUAUAUUUCUUUAUUGUCUCUGGUUAAAACUGAACCUGAUAAAUUGGUGUAGUUUCACAUGUGUUAAACAUUAACCCUUGUAGGUGUUUUGAAGUAAGAGAAUAAAAAACUUGUAUAAUUU